This is a messenger RNA of Medioppia subpectinata, 1417 nucleotides long. The record is from the annotation of a GenBank genome assembly. NCBI's taxonomy places the organism in Eukaryota, Metazoa, Arthropoda, Arachnida, Sarcoptiformes, Oppiidae.
UAUAGCUCACUUUACGUCACAUUUCAAGAAGAGGCGGUACACAAAGGCAUCAAGACUUAUAUAUACUCAGCGCCGGACGGCGUAAUGGCCGGUUCGGACACGAAUCCCGAUAACGAGUGUUUCUGUGUCAACGACAACACAGACCACUGCCGUCUGGACGGCGUGUACGACAUGAGCGCCUGUCAGCACGACAUACCCAUUAUCGUGAGUCUCCCGCACUUCUUGGGCGGCGAUAAACGCAUCACUGAUCGCAUCGAAGGUCUCAAACCAGACCCGAAGCUUCAUAGACCAGUCAUUCACGUCGAACCGACAUUAGGCGCAGUCAUUCACGGGGACAGCAAACUACAAAUGGCCAUAAGAGUGCCUAAGAAUGACUACAUUAGAGGUUUUGAGAAUCUCGCCGAUGAUCUCUACAUUCCCCUCUUCUGGGGCUAUAAGAAAUUGGGUAUUUCUGACGAUUUCGCUGCAGAACUUAAGUCAAGACUAUUCACACCAAUAAUUGUCAUUAAAUACAUAAUUAUAAUGGGAAUCAUAACCGGGUUUCUAAUGCUAUUCAUUUCCAUUUUGUUGGCCUUUUUAUGCCAAACUCAGGUUCUAACCAUUUCAUUAAUUGAUGAGUUGUCGCCGUUUCAAACGGGACCGGACUAUACGGGCAAUGGAGACACAUUAGAUACCCGUAAGCUAUGCUCUAACCGGUCGUCUAUACAAGAGUUAGAAUUACUAAUGAAAACGAGUCCAGAGACGAGAAUUUAGUGGUUAUUAAAUUAAUUAAUUAAUAAAUUAGUGAUGUUUUUAUUUUUUAAUUUAGUUUUUUAAUGAAUUUGAAUGAAUUGUAAUAUAAAUGUUUUUGUUGUGUCGGCGAAGGCUUUGUAUAGCAUUUGAAUUAUCCCUUAAUUUAUUUUUUGAAUUGAGAGUAGAAUUUGUGUUUUAUAUUGAAUGCAUUGUCGGUCCAAACAAUCAUUAUUAAUUGAGAACCGAUUGAAUGCUUAGGAAAUAUAGUUAAACAGGAAUUGUUUUUACAAAGAAAAGACAAUUAAAACAGAUUUUUUGUGUCAAUCAUUACAUUAUCUUUGAGGCCAAAUACGUGUAAUAACUCUUUGUUUCCAAUGGGAGAGGGAGUACAUCAUAAGCCUCCCUGUCCUGCCGGCCCUCCCGUUCAAUAUACGGGAAAUGAAUCUCAUUUUAUAGUAAAUAUAUAUAUAUUUGUAUAGAAAAUGUUUUUUUGUAAAACUUAAAAUUGUAUUGAAAAUAACGGAAUAUUUUUUUAAUUGUAUUGAAAUGUUUUUUCAAAUUUGUAAAUAUGUUUUCGCAUACAUUUGAUGACAAUUUUUGUGUACAUUUUAAAAACAUUAUUAUAUUUUAAAACCAUUUGUCAUAAGAUAUGAAUUAAUAAAAAGAAAUAUUUUAAAUAAUUUAA